Molecule: messenger RNA, 1494 nt
Organism: Aquila chrysaetos chrysaetos
Lineage: Eukaryota; Metazoa; Chordata; Aves; Accipitriformes; Accipitridae
Product: ammonium transporter Rh type A-like
Exons: 1
Coding region: 1-1494 (497 amino acids)
Biological process (GO): ammonium homeostasis; ammonium transmembrane transport
Cellular component (GO): plasma membrane
Molecular function (GO): ammonium channel activity
Source: RefSeq, a predicted model, not a curated record
AUGCAGGAGCGAGAGGAGCUCACCCCGCGAGUGCUGCCGGGCUGUCGCCCCGUGUCCAGCCAUCCCACCGGUCACCGUCCCCUCCUGUCCACCCUGGGAUGGCCGUGCCACCCCCCCCCCCGCCCCCGCCGCCUCCUGCCCCUCUCCCUGGGGCUCUUCCAGGGUGCCCUGCUCCUCUUCUUCACCUUCUUCAUCACCUACGAUGAGCCCUCGGCGCAGGCAGAAGAUGCCAACUUGGUGGCCAACCAGCUCUCCGGCAUCUUCCCCCUCUUCCAGGACAUCCAGGUGAUGCUGGUGGUGGGGCUGGGGCUCCUGCUGACGUUCCUGCCCCGCUACGGGCUCAGCGUCCUCACCCACAACUUUCUCCUGCUCAACUUCUCCACGCAAUGGGCGCUGGUGCUGCAAGGCUCGCUCCGUCGCUUCCACCACGGCCGGGUCCACCUGGACCUUCGCAACCUCCUCACCGCCGAGUUCGCCGCCGUGACGGUGCUCAUCUCCGUGGGGGCCGUCCUGGGGAGGACGAGCCCCUGCCAGCUCCUCGUCGUGGCCACCUGCGAAGUCCCCAUCUACCUCGCCAGCGAGUGGGCCAUCGUCACCUGUCUGGGCGUCCUGGACGUGGGGGGCACCAUCACCAUCCACGUCUUCUCCUGCUAUUUCGGCCUCGGCGUGUCCAAAGCUCUAUUCGGGGCGGCACGUCGGCCGGUGCACCCCAAGGAGACCGCGACGCCCCACUCCGACCUCCUGUCGCUGGUGGGGACGCUCAUCCUCUGGGUUUUCUGGCCCAGCUUCGUGGCUGUCCUCUGCCAACCGGGAGAUGCCCAGCGCCGUGCCAUCCUGAACACCUUCCUGGCCAUGAGCGCCAGCGCCGUGACCACCGUGGUGGCCUCCAGCCUGCUGGAGAGGGACAGCAAGCUCAGCCCCGGCCACCUACAGAACGGCAGCCUGGCCGGUGGAGUGGCCAUCGGCGCGGUGGCUGACAUGGCCGUGCCGCCGGUGGCCGCUCUUGCCCUGGGCAGCCUCUCGGCCGUGGCGUGCGUCCUCGGCUUCAAGUUCCUCACCCCGCUCCUGGCAAGGAAGCUCGCGCUCCAGGACCGGUGCGGCAUCCACAACCUCCACGGCUUGCCCGGCAUCCUCGGCGGCGCAGCCAGCGCCGUGGCCAUCCUGGUGGCAUCCGAGGACACCGCCGGGUCCCGUUUCUCCCAAGUGUCCCCCGUCGCGGGCGAUACCGAUGAGGGGGCGUGGAGAUGGUGGGGGGACCGCGGGGCGGGCGGGCGGGCGCUGUGCCAGGCGGUGGGGCUAGCGGUGGCCGUCGGUGGCUCGCUGCUCGCCGGGCUGCUCACCGGUGCUGUGCUUCGGCUGCCCUGCCUGGCCCGGCCGCCCGAGCGGCUCUGCUUUGACGACUCGCUGUAUUUUAAGAUCCAGGAUGAGGCCGAGAGCCCGGGGCCAGGCGGCACCGCCGAGGAAGGAGCCUUGGCUCUGAAGGAACGGGUUUAG